AUGGGCGACCGCGAGCGCAAUAAGAAGCGGCUGCUGGAGCUGCUGCAGGCGGCGGGCACCGGCAACGCGUACUGCGCAGACUGCGGGGCGGCGGAUCCCGACUGGGCCUCUUACAAGCUGGGCAUCUUUAUCUGUCUGAACUGCUCCGGAGUCCACCGCAACUUUCCAGACAUCAGCAAAGUGAAAUCCGUCAGACUUGACUUCUGGGACGACAGUAUCGUGGAGUUUAUGACCCACAACGGGAACCUCCGAGUGAAGGCCAAGUACGAAGCCAGAGUCCCUGCAUUCUACUAUAUCCCCCAGGCCAACGACUGCAUGUGGAGCCAGGAGAGCAUUUGGUACAUGAGAACACACAGACCUGUGGUCUUAAAAGAACAGUGGAUUCGAGCAAAGUAUGAGAGACAGGAAUUUAUGGCUGAUGGGAAAACCAUCUCAGCCCCAGGUAACAGAGAAGGGUUCCUGUGGAAGCGGGGAAGGGACAACGCACAGUUCCUGAAAAGGAGGUUUGUCCUCCUGGCAAGAGAAGGCCUGCUGAAGUACUACACUAAAGAAGAGGGUAAAGACCCCAAAGCUGUCAUCAGCAUCAAGGACUUGAAUGCCACCUUCCAGACAGAGAAGAUUGGGAACCCCCACGGGCUGCAGAUCACCUACCGGAGAGAUGGCCACGUUCGGAACCUCUUUGUGUACCACGAGAGUGGGAAGGAGAUAGUGGACUGGUUCAACGCCCUCCGUGCAGCUCGUCUCCAAUACCUAAAAAUGGCCUUUCCUGAGCUCCCAGAGUCUGAGCUUGUGCCCCUCAUCACCAGGAACUAUCUCAAACAAGGCUUCAUGGAAAAGACCGGUCCGAAGGCUGGCCCUCUGACCUCUGUGCCCCACCCCCGCCUGGCCAAGCCUGAUACAAAGUUCCCUCUUCUGCAGCAGAGAGAACCUUUCAAGAAAAGGUGGUUUGCUCUGGAUCCCCAGGAGCGCAGGCUGCUUUAUUACAAGAACCCACUGGAUGCCUUCGAGCUGGGCCAGGUGUUUCUCGGGAGCAAUGAACAGGGGUACCAGGUAUUCGAAGACCUGCCCAAGGGCAUCCGAGGGAACCGCUGGAAAGCUGGCCUCACCAUCGUCACCCCCCACCGGAGGUUCGUCUUCACCUGCCCCAGCGAGAAGGAGCAGCGUGAAUGGUUGGAGAGUUUUCGAGAGGUCCUCUCCAGCCCCUUGACGCCCCUCAACCUCCUUGCUGUGUCAACAGAGAGUGACUGCAGCCACAGGUGACCCACUGGCCACCCAGAGCGCCUGGUGGAGAGUUGCCACUUCAGUCUUGGGGGCCCCGCAGGAGUGCCCCCUCCCCAAGUCAGCAGCUGUCACGGGC
Messenger RNA from Budorcas taxicolor (takin), 1357 nucleotides. It is a transcript of the gene ADAP2, whose product is annotated as ArfGAP with dual PH domains 2. The coding region runs from base 1 to 1260 and encodes 419 amino acids. Lineage: Eukaryota; Metazoa; Chordata; Mammalia; Artiodactyla; Bovidae. The record is from RefSeq and is a predicted model, not a curated record. Gene Ontology annotation, biological process: positive regulation of GTPase activity. Gene Ontology annotation, cellular component: intracellular membrane-bounded organelle; plasma membrane. The transcript has 12 exons. Gene Ontology annotation, molecular function: phosphatidylinositol bisphosphate binding; GTPase activator activity.